Molecule: messenger RNA, 1198 nt
Organism: Populus trichocarpa (black cottonwood)
Lineage: Eukaryota; Viridiplantae; Streptophyta; Magnoliopsida; Malpighiales; Salicaceae
Exons: 8
Coding region: 282-878 (198 amino acids)
Biological process (GO): P450-containing electron transport chain
Cellular component (GO): mitochondrion
Molecular function (GO): 2 iron, 2 sulfur cluster binding
Source: RefSeq, a predicted model, not a curated record
ACCUGUCGGUUUGCUUAAGGGUGUGUUUGCUUCUGUAUUUUUUUAAGCUUUCAAAGCUUAAUAGACAGAAACCCUCCAGAGAAUUCGCGGCUCAAAGCUAGGAGAACCAGAAAUUGAACAGUGAACACAAAAAGACAUAAACUUUGUUGUAUCGUCGACUCUGUUCUUUUUCAGUUUCACCAAACUGGUACUAAAGCUUCUUCCUUUGUCAUUCUUUUCUUCCCCUUAUUCCAACCCUCAGUUCUCCUUUGCCCUUACUUUCAUAGUUUAGGAGAAAGAUUAUGUUAAGGUCUAGACUUUCAAGAAUUGGAGCUGGGAUAGUCAAAGAACUCUCAAGAGGACAAUGUACAGCCAUGUGUAGAUCAUCAUUUAUACUAAGGCCGUAUAGUGCAUGUUGGCGACCUCAGGUUGAAUUACACCCAGAAACUAAGGGUUUCCAAGGUACUAUAUUUCGAAAGCAUUACCAGUUCUCUAGCACAGCUACCAGUAGUGAUUCUGCAAAUGGCAGUGACCCAGAGGAGAUGAUAUCCAUAACAUUUGUAGGUAAGGACGGGGAGGAAAAGGAUAUCAAGGUCCCUGUUGGAAUGUCCAUGUUAGAAGCUGCUCAUGAAAAUGAUAUAGAACUUGAAGGAGCAUGUGAAGGCUCACUUGCUUGUUCGACGUGUCAUGUGAUUGUGAUGGACAUGGAAUACUACAACAAAUUAGAAGACCCAGCUGAUGAGGAGAAUGACAUGUUGGAUUUGGCAUUUGGGCUUACAGAAACUUCCCGUCUGGGUUGUCAAGUGAUUGCAAAGCCUGAGCUCAAUGGAAUGCGCCUAGCUAUUCCUGCUGCCACUCGUAAUUUUGCCGUUGAUGGGUAUGUUCCAAAACCACACUAGACAACAUGUUUCGGCACCAGAAGAUGUUUAUUGAGUGUAAAAAUGUGAUCGUCCCAGUUUUGUAGCUCCUUUGCUGUAGUGGAUCAAUGAGCAUAUACAACAGUCAAGCCAUCCCUUUCCAUUGAAUAUUUUGCUUAUCUAUCUCAAUAAUCACCUUCACUAAUUCUAAGAGAUACACAAACAAUGUUACCAUUUUAGUGGUCAGCAAAGUUGUAGCUAGACCAUCCAAUUUUUAUUAUUUGAUUUAUCCCCAUAUUUUACACAAUAUGUACAUCAAGUACAUAAAGUCAUUCAUAAUAUAGAACAUUCUUUCUCAGGAA